CGGUAAUGCAGAAAGGAAUACGACGUGAAGAGAAAGUUUAUCUUCAUGCAUUCUGAAGUCUAUGAUUGUCGUGUUGGAAGUGCUCUACACUCCCAACACUUGACAUUACGAAUUAUUAAGUUACUUAUAAGGUUUCCUAAAUACAAACAUGGUGUAAGUAAUAGCAGAAGUGAAGAUGAGUAGGAUCUUAAAAACGGCCUGCCCAGAAGGCGGCCUUCAUGUCGUCGAGGGCGAGGUUUAUUUUCUGGCGGCAGCAAUGCGACGGUCCUCUCAUCAGGGUAAUGAUCGGGAUCCUCUUAUGAAAGGCUUGUCAACAUUGAAGGAAGCAUUGAAUGAGGCAAACGAUUUGUCUCAGUUGGAACCUAGUGUAUUUUUAGCUCCAUUUCUGGAAAUCAUACGUUCUGAAGAAACUACAGGACUUAUUACCAGUUUUGCGUUGUCUGCUAUUAACAAAUUUAUAUCUUAUGGCUUUGUUAAUCCUGAUCAUUCUACUAUAGCAACAUGCGUAGAAGCAAUAGCUGAUGCUGUCACUCAUGCUAGAUUCGUAGGUUCAGAUGCAUCAGGAGAUGGAGUUGUUCUUAUGAGGAUAUUGCAAGUUUUGAAAGCACUUAUGUUAUCACCAGCAGGAGAUUAUUUAUCCGAUGAAAGUGUUUGCGAAAUAAUGCUUAGUUGUUUUAGGAUAUGUUUUGAAACACGCCUUAGUGAACUUCUGAGAAGUACAGCAGAGCACUGCUUACGAGAUAUAGUGCAGCAUCUUUUCAUUAGAUUACCAUUGUUCGCUGAUGACACGAGAGUAUUAUUGAGUAUGAAGAAAAUGAGAACAAAGAGUAUGGAAAAUACACGCACUAAACAUAAAAAGAACAAAAUUCAUUCAAAACCAAGAUUAAAAUCAAAUGUAGAUGACAUCGAUGAUGAAACGCAUCUUUUGAGUUCAGUUGAUAAAGUUAGAGCAGAGCAUAUAGCAACUUCGCCUAUUACUUCAGGAGCAAACAUUGUAGAUAUGCAAGGUUCCUUAGAUCAUGGAACAUCAUCUGAUAAAAUAGAAGAUGAAAAAAAUGAGAACAAAGAAAGUAAUAAUAAAAACGACAAUGUUAAAAACGAGUGUGCUAAGGAUGAAAUUUUGGAGGAACAGAAACAAGAAAAUUUAUUGAGUGAUACGAAACAAAAAGAAGUUUGCAGUAAGAUAGAGAAAAUUGAUAGUGGUAAUGAAUCACAAAAAGAUGAAAUUUCGCAAGUAGAAGUAAAAAUCGUAGAGAAAGAUGAUAUAAUUCAUGCGGAAGUUACAUCAGAAGAAGAGUCUAAUAAUUCUUUUAAACAAAAUGUAAUAGAGAGUCAAGAAACACGAUCAAUAGAUGAGGAAAAAAGUAUUGAUACUAUACAGUCACCAGUUGGUAGUGUUGAAGAUUUAUCUAUGGACGAAAGUAGUAUUAAUACGUCUAAAAUAUCAAAAACAAAAGAACCAGAACAAAUAGAAGAAUAUAUUAAUACUCAGGGAGUUCGUUUUAUGCCACUUCAGCAAUUAGCGCCAUAUGGUGCUUUGUGUAUUCGCGAGUUAUUUAGAUUCUUAGUUUCUUUAUGUAGUCCUCUUGAUAAACAAAAUAAUGAAGUUAUGACUCAUCUGGGUCUUAACUUAUUGCAAGUAGCAUUGGAAAUUGCAGCGGAUGCUUUAUCUAACUUUCCAUCUUUGCUUUCAUUGAUGAAGGAUGAUCUCUGUCGGAAUCUUAUUUUGCUUCUCGGGACUGACAAAAUGUCAAUUCUUGCCGCAAACUUACAACUGUCUUUUCUAUUAUUUGAAUCACAAAGAGAACAUCUGAAAUUUCAAAUGGAGCAUUAUAUACUUACUUUAACAGAAAUAGUGAGUUUGGACUCCGUCGGGAUAUCAUACGGACAACGUGAAUUAGCACUUGAAGCCAUUGUAAGACUAUGGAGAAUACCAGGAUUACCAGCAGAAUUGUAUGUAAAUUAUGAUUGUGGAUUAUAUUCAACAAAUCUUUAUGAAGAAUUAAUUAAAUUUUUUUCUAAGAAUGCCUCUGCUCUUAUGGGUGAAAUGCAUAGUAUGCAAUUCAUUUCUUUGGAUGCAAUAUUUAUGCUUAUUUCCGGCAUUGAAAUUAGAUGUAAAGGUUACAAAGAAUUAUGCAAAUCUUCCAGGCAUAAUUACUCACAAAAUCUUCCAACGAAAGAAGAAUUACUUACUAGAAAAACGAAUAAAUGGUGGUUAGUAAUAGGGACAGAAAAGUUUAAUGAAAAUCCUCGAAAAGGAAUCGCGGAACUUACAGAGCAUGGGCUUUUGGGAGGCACUCUGGGACAUCCUGAUCCAGACAAAGUUGCAAACUUUUUGAAAGAAACUCGUGGACUAGAUAAAAAAAUUAUUGGCGAAUAUCUAAGUAAGAAAGAGAAUAAGAAUAUUCUUAAUUCUUUUGUGCACAGUUUCGAUCUAAGAAACACUCGGAUCGAUCAAGGUCUAAGGCUCUAUUUAGAGUCUUUUAGAUUACCUGGUGAAGCUCCACUUGUUUUUCAUUUGGUUGAAAAGUUCGCUGAGCAUUGGCAUGAAAGUAAUGGCAAACCAUUUGCUUCAACAGACGCUGCACUUUCUUUAGCAUAUGGAGUAAUUAUGUUAAAUGUUGAUCAACACAAUAAAAAUGUCAAAAAACAACAAACUCCUAUGACUGCUGAGGAUUUCAAGAAAAAUUUAAGGGAACUAAAUGGUGGUGGUGCUUUUGAUCAAGAUUUGUUGGAUGAGAUAUAUUCUUCUAUAAAGGGAGAAGAAAUUGUAAUGCCAGAAGAGCGAACUGGCUUGGUAAAGGAUAAUUACUUAUGGAGGAUGGUAUUACGUAGAGGUACUGGGCCGGAAAGUUUAUAUUUGAAAAUUGGAAAUUCCAAUGAGAUUGCUGAUAAGGAAUUGGCAGAGCAUGCAUGGGCUCCAAUUAUAAGUGCUUUGUGUAGUGCAUAUGAUAAAGCACCAAAUAAAGCUUUACAACGUAGAGUAGCUCAGGCAUUUCUUAGCUGUGCUGCGAUAAGUGCGCAUUAUAACACCAGUAGUGACUUAGAUACCCUCGUUAUCAGUCUCUGCAAAUUCACAGGGUUAGCAACAGGUAGUAAAAGCUGUUCUAAGGAAGUUGUUAUUCAUGUAGGAGAUAAUGGAAAAUGUCAAUUAGCUACACGUACACUUUUUAAAGUCAUGCAUUUACAUGGUGAUGCGUUGAGAGCAUCGUGGAAAAAUAUUAUUGAUUGUUUGCAAGCAUUGUAUAAGGCAAGAUUAUUACCAAAGAGCCUUACAGAAGGAGAAGAUUUUAUAGAUCCAUCUGGUAAAGUGUCUUUGAUUCGAGAAUCAAUAACACCGAAACAACCUACGGACAACCGAGGAAUACUAUCUAAUUUGUAUUAUUCAUAUAUCGCGUUAGAUACUUCUCGAAUGGCGGAAGCAACCGCACGAAAAAGAGCUACUGAAUUUGUAGCUAAUUGCUAUUUAAAACAAAUUAUAGAAGAAAGUAAAUUCUUACAGGUUGAAUCCCUCCGUUCACUUAUUGGUGCCCUUGUAUCUGCUAAUCCAGACGACGAAGAUAUUUCCGUUUUUCUAUUAGAAUUAUUAUUAGAAGUAACUAUUCAAAAUCGGGAUAGAGUAAUGUGCAUAUGGUCAAUAGUACAAGCUCGUCUAGAUGGUUUGCUUACUACAAGUGCUAGAGAAAAUCAUCCAUAUCUUUUAGAAAGAGUAACAGUGGGUAUGCUGAGAUUGGCUAUCAGAUUAUUACGCGGAGAAGAAUUUGCAUAUACGGUUUUACCACCUUUGCUACCUUUGACUUAUCUACCAUCCUCCGCUUGUCCACCAUUAGCAAGACAGAUCGCAUAUGGUCUAUUUGAAUUAGUGAAAACGGGUGCAGCAAAUAUUCAUAAUACGGAAGAUUGGAAAGUUGUAUUUAGUUUGCUGGAAUGUGCUGGAGCUGGCGUUUUGUCACCUAAACAGACAAAUCCUGUAGUAGAUGAAGCAGUAAAUAGUAGAGCAUCUGUCCUUGAUCUUAGACCUAUUAGUCCUGUACCGGAGUGGGUACUUGUAUCGCCAACAGGAACAGAAGCACCACUUCCGGUUGCCGCUGAUACAAUAGUUCUAGACCGAGAUCUGCAACCUCAUGAUCCUGCAGCUUUAGUCAAGUGUUGUGAAAGUUUAACUUUCUUAGUUCGAGAUGUGGCACACGUAACACCGUUUAACUUUGAGAUGUGUGUUCGUUGUAUAAGAACUUUUGCUGAAGCUGUACUUCAAUGUGCUGGGAAACGUAAUAGAGUACAUAGCAAUUUGGAAGAAAUACCUGGCUAUCAACAAUGUCCUAUACACCUUUUGGAUUUGAUGUAUACAUUGCACACAAGAACUGCUCAGAUCUUUAAAUGGUGGGCCGAGGAAAGUGGAACGACAGAGGGAGUUUCUCUGUGGCCUCAAGCUUGGAGACCUCUUUUGCAAGGAAUUGCGCGUCUAUGUUGCGAUGCUCGUAGACCCGUCCGUACAGCAGCCAUUACAUACUUACAAAGUACAUUACUCGCUCAUGAUUUGGCUCAAUUAACAGCCAUUGAAUGGUCGCAGUGUUUGGAACAGGUGCUAUUUCCUUUGUUAGCUCAAUUACUCGGACCUAUUGCGACCAAUGAUCCAAUAGGUGUUGAAGAAACAAGAGUUAGAGCUGCCAUGCUAUUAUCAAAGGUUUUUCUUCAUCACUUAACAUCUUUAUUAACCCUUCCUGGAUUUCUUCCUCUUUGGUUGACAGUACUCGACUUAUUACGUGCUUAUAUGCAUGCAGACAAUAGUGAGCUUCUGUUUGAAGCAAUACCUGAAUCUUUGAAAAACAUGUUGUUGGUAAUGUCUUCUGCAAAUGUGUUGGCACCUAGUUCCAAUUUAUGGGCUCCCACAUGGAGAGCGAUCGAUGGAUUCUUACCGACGUUGAAGGCAGAAUUAUUCCCUGAACCACCACCUCCGCCACAACCACCGCAAAUGCAGCAAGUUCCACAAGUUAUUAGUUUAAUUGGUCAACAACCUUCAUUUUCAAAAAACGUUGCUCCUCAAACAGAGCUUCCACAUUUGCAGAAGGAAAAUAUUUCUCAUAUAUCAGAGGUAAAAGCAGCUGCAUCUGAAUUCGAAGGUGUCCCACGAACCGGCGGAAUCCCUAUUCCAAUUUCUUUACCUCCACUUGCAUUUGAAAAUAAGGAAACGCUACAAGUAAUUACUUUAGUUAAUCAACCGCCACCAAGCGUAUCCAGUCCAGUUGCUGUACAACCAGCUGCUCAACGUGUAUUCGAUAUUUGUCAAAUAGUGCCACAUAAGGUAGAACCAUCUGAACAACAGCUACAUCCGCAAUCAGAAUUAAAGGAAGAAGAUAUUGACCGACUUUCAAAGAUAAAUCAAACGAAUGAAUAUCCCACAACACAAAAAUACGAAAAAUGGAUACAGCCACAUUCUUUGCAACAGCAAAAAUGUUCAUUAGAGGAUUCUUGCACACAGCCUUUCAUUUACAAACAAAAUAUGGAGUAUCAACAUAUGGCAACAGUGAAUCCCUCACAUUGUGCUGAUACAUCUGAGACGACGACAGUAGAUUCUACAGCAACAACGAUGUUUAAUUCUGCAGCGUAUUUUAGUGAGGAUCCCGCGGCGGACCGUCUGUUCGUCGUAACAAAUCCUUGACAACUGUACAUUCGUGAUAUAUAUUGUAUUAUAUAAAUAUUUAUGUAAAGGUAAAAUAAUGGUUUACAGAUGAUAAAUUUUUAAAUGCAACGGAACGGUAUUAUAUUAGAUAAUAGUGAAACCAUACAUCUUUGGCUUUUAUAUUUGGCGUAACGACGAUAUAUACAUAUACAUAUAUAUAUAAUAUAAUAAAAUUAUAAUAAUAAUAAUAUAUAUAAUUCUACUUACUUGUCUGUACAAUUUGUUAUUGUCGUGCACAUUUUAUUAAAUUUAUCCUUAGAAAUGGGCAGAUAUUUAGAUGGUUAUAAAUUUUAGAGAUAAACGUUCUUAAGUAUAUAUAUAUAUAUAUAUACGUAAUGAAUUUAGUAUUGAAUUUCGUAAAUUUUUUCGUAGGUGAUUCGUUUAUUGUUAAAGAUAGUUUGUUAACGCUCUAUAGCCGUACUCAAAAAUGAUAUUAAAACCAAAGAAAUAAAUUUAUGCACUUCAGUGAAAGUAGAGAAA
This is a messenger RNA of Polistes dominula (European paper wasp), 6160 nucleotides long. It is a transcript of the gene garz, whose product is annotated as Sec7 domain-containing protein garz. Gene Ontology annotation, molecular function: guanyl-nucleotide exchange factor activity. The record is from RefSeq and is a predicted model, not a curated record. Gene Ontology annotation, biological process: regulation of ARF protein signal transduction. Lineage: Eukaryota; Metazoa; Arthropoda; Insecta; Hymenoptera; Vespidae.